Messenger RNA from Triticum turgidum subsp. durum (durum wheat), 3063 nucleotides. The record is from the annotation of a GenBank genome assembly. Lineage: Eukaryota; Viridiplantae; Streptophyta; Magnoliopsida; Poales; Poaceae.
AUGGGGACGGCGGCAGCAGGCUGGCUCAUCGGCAAGGUGCUGAAUAUGCUGUCCGAUGACUUGGUGGCCGCAUACGUGGACAGCAAACAGCUCGGGCUCAACUCCGAGAAGAUCAAAGGUGAUCUCAUGCGUACACGUGGACUUUUGCAAGCCGCCCAGGCGAGGGGCAUGGGCGACAAUGAUGGUCUGCGUGAGCUGCUGCAGGCGCUCAACGCCAAAUCCCAUGAAGCUGAGGACGCACUGGAUGAGCUCCACUACUUCGUCGUCCAGGACCAGCUUGACGGCACCCGGUACGCGGUGCCAGAUCUUGGUGAUGGCCUAUCCGGUCUUCUUCAACAUGGUUGUCAUGCCGUUCGCCACACCAUUGGUAAUUGUCUUGCAUAUUUUUCUUGUUCGUGUGUGCAUGAUGGUGCUGGUGCUGCCGCUGCCGAUAAUCCAUCCAGUUCAACCAACCCUGGCAACGGCAAUGAUGCUCCAUUUGAGAGGCUGACAUUUGACAGAGUUGCCAUGUCCAAGAAAAUUAAGUCAGUGAUACAAGAAAUGCACUCUCUAUGUGCGUCUAUCGCUGAGUUGCUCCACAUAGAUCCAGACCAUAUCAACACUCCAAAUGUCACCCUAAAACGCCCUAUUACAAGUUCAGUCAUUGCACAAGUUACACUGUAUGGUAGGACAGCUAUUUUUGAGAAAACUAGAAAGGAUAUUAUUGGUGGCACAUAUCAGAAUAAAACCCUUUCCGUUCUUCCUAUAGUUGGUCCAGGGGGUAUUGGAAAGACAACCUUCACCCAACAUCUAUAUAAGGAUAAAAGCAUAGAAGAGCAUUUUGAUGUUCGGGUUUGGGUAAGUGUACCAACUGAUUUUGAUCUGCUUAAGGUCAGCCAACAAAUCCUUAGCUGUAUAGAAGGAAGCAACACAGAAAAUCAAACAACAAGUUUAGACCAGCUCCAAAAAUCCAUCGCACAAAGGCUUCAGUCUAAACGGUUUCUAAUUGUCUUUGAUGAUAUGUGGAAAUGCAACAUCCAUGAUUGGGAUAACUUGUUAGCUCCAUUCAAGGAGGAGGUAUUAUCCAUGGGCAACAUGGUUCUUGUCACAACUCGAAUCCCAACUAUAGCUAAUAUUGUGAAAACAACACAUGCAGUAGCACUAAAAGGACUUGAGCCUGCUGAAUUAUUCAGAUUAUUUGAAGAAAUAAUUUAUUUUGGAACAAAGCCUGAGGAUUAUCGAGAUGACUUAACUCACAUUGCAAGAAAAAUUUCAGAGAAGUUAAAGGGUUCACCUCUAGCAGCCAAGACAGUUGGUCGAUUAUUGAAGAGGGACAUUUCUCUGGAGCAUUGGGUGGGAGUUCUUGAACACAAUGAGUGGCAAAAAGAGCAAAAUGAGCAUGACAUUAUGCCAUCUCUAAGGAUUAGUUAUCAUAACCUUCCUUUGCAUCUGAAAAGAUGUUUCUCAUAUUUUGCAUUGUUCCCUGAAGAUUAUAAUUUCAAGAACUUAGAAAUCACAUACUUUUGGAUUUCCAUAGGAGUCAUAAACAAAGAGGAUAAAUAUGUGGAUGAAUUUGUGGACAAUGGGUUUCUCGUGACGGACAAUGAUGGUUCUGAGGAUCAUUACUAUGUAUUGCAUGAUUUAUUGCAUGAACUAUCUCGGAGUAUUUCAUCACAAGAAUGUCUCAAUAUAUAUAGUAGUGAAAGUUUUAGAUCUGAUGUCAUUCCACGAUCUAUUCGCUACAUAUCCAUCACCAUGGGAAAUAGUUGCGAUGCAAUUUUUAGGAGAGAAAUGUUUGAAUUGAAGAGCAAGAUAGAUAUUGUAAAUUUACGGGCUUUGAUGAUCUUUGGAAAAUACGGAACGGUCAUUCAUGAGACUUUGGAGGAUACUUUCAAGGAAGUUGGGAGACUCCGUGUCCUAUUUAUAGAAUUUAAUUCCCUAGAAACCUGGCCGCACAACUUUUCAAAACUUAUCCACCUCCGAUGCCUCAAAAUUAGUACAUCAUUAUUCAGCUCACAAGUGACUUUGCCCAUUACACUAUGCGGGUUUUAUCACUUAAAAUUAUUGGACUUAAUAGGUUGGCAUGGCAGUGUUAAAUUGCCUAAAGACUUUAGCCGCCUAAUAAGUUUACGACAUUUAUUUGCUAAAAAUGAACUCCAUUCCAAUGUUACUAUGGUUGGAAAGAUGAAGUAUUUAAAAGAGCUUAAACAAUUCUAUGUCAAGAAAGAGAGUGUUGGAUUUGAAUUGAGUGAGCUGGGGAAAUUAACAGAGCUUGGAGGUGAACUCAAUAUAUAUAAUCUUGAAAAGGGGGCAACUAAGGAAGAGGCUAUUGAAGCCAAAAUGUUCGGUAAAAGGGAUUUAAAGAAGUUGCACCUAGUAUGGAGUACAAACCAACAUAACCUGGAGUCUGAUGUUCUUGAUGGUCUUGAACCACAUUGUAAUCUGGGAGCACUUGGCAUUAUAGAUCAUGGUGGUUCAGUCGGUCCUAGAUGGUUGUGUCAUGACAUUAGGAUGGAGAUGCUCAAGUCUGUCCACCUAGAGGGUGUAUCUUGGGUCGCUCUUCCACUUCUUGGACAGCUACUACAUCUCACGUCACUCACGCUGAGUCGCAUAUCUAGACUUGGUCAGAUCAGACCUGGCCUUUGUGGCGUUACGGAUAAAAGUUUCAUGCAAUUGAAGCAGAUUAUUCUUCAUAGUUUGCCAGAAUUUAUCGAGUGGGUUGGGGUGCCUAACGCCCAUUCGUUUUCAAAGCUUGAAUACAUCCAUUGCAGCUCAUGUCCCAAUCUAUGUGUGCUGCCCUUCCUGCAGGAGGGCAAUAAUGUCUCUUAUAACCAUCUGGUGAAACUUGAGAUUCUGAGUUGCCCAAAGUUGUUCCUGCCGUCCAUGCCUCACACUUCAACAAUAACUGAUGUUGUGGCUGCUGAUGCAUCUCCAGUCAGCACAGGGAUUUCAUGGCACAGUGGACAUGGUUUGUAUUUGACGAGGUAUAGUGGUGUAUUAGCUUGGCACAAUAUAACCGACAAACUACAGAGCAUCAAAUUUGUAAGGGGUCAGAGAUCCAAUGGGAACAACUCUCAAAGAUAA